AGCUUAAGGUGAAAUAUGAGACCGUACUGAUCAGAGGGUAAACGCGGGUGCCGGAUAAUGGAUUGCGGAUACAGGGAAACAAUUCUUGCUGGUGGAGAAUAGGUAAAAAUUUUUAUACUUCGUGCGUUGCAUAAUUCAAUGAGCGAAUAUAAUCUGAAAGUUAUCGGUGACGGUAACAGUUUUAACUUUGCGUCACUCACAACAAUUUCUCAUUUACCUAAUUUGCUUUUUUUUACUAACCAUAUGCAAAUUAGGUACAUGCAUUAAUUAAGCAUGCGUGAUAGGCAUUGAUGACAAAAGUGAAAGUUUCAGCAGCUCUUUGUAUGACUUAAAAUUGAGUAAAUUUUCUGAUAUUUGGACCAUUGAUAAAACACAUAACAAACUUCUCGUCCAUGAACUAAAAAUGCGUUUUAAACUUUUUAAUUUCGCGCGCAAGCUGUUUUGAAUGUUGCUGAAAAAGAGCCCCCUGCGCUAGAAAAUUGAUCUUUAGGAAUAUCAGUUUUGAUUUAUUCUAAAUUAUAACUACCCAAACAAUCUAUAUUUAUCAAAAAAAUCGUGAAACGAACAGAUUUGUGAAAUUGAGAGCCGUUUCAAAAUUGUCUAUUUUUUAUACACCCUGCAUGUAGUACGAUGCGUAGAUGUUUCACUGUGAAGCGCAAGGCUAUACAUGAGCGUUCAGGCGUAAAUGCAACUAUACACAUUUGAAGAUAACAAUUUCUCUUUCAGGUUGAAAUCAUGUUGGUAGAACUUUCAAUCUUGCUAUGUUGCCUUUAUUGUGUUUGGUUUGUAUAUACAACGAUGAAGGAGAGAAAGACCUUGCCUCCUGGGCCCUUUCCAUUACCUUUAAUUGGUAACGCUCACCAGGUUGGCAAAGAUAUGCCUUAUUCAAUGGAAUAUCUGCGAAAGAAAUAUGGCGACGUCUUUACCCUACGAGUUCCGUCUGGAAACUUCAUAGUCGUGAACAGUGGCAAGGUUAUGCAUGAAAUGCUUGUGAAAAGUAAAGAUGAUUUUGCUAACCGGCCAAGCGGUUCAAGAUUAAUUGCAAGAGAUUUAUUUAAUAACAAGGCUAUUCCGUUCGUCCCGUACGCUCCAUUUUAUCAAUUUUGCCGUAAGGUGAUAACAUAUGCACUUCAUAUGUACGGGGAGGGUGUUAAGACAGCGGAAAAUCGAGUGCAACAUGAAGUCACACAACUUUUGAUCCAUAUGGAGGAAAGAAACGAAGAUCCAUUUUGUCCAAAGGAACUCCUCUCCCAGACAAUUACUAAUGUCACCACGUCAUGGCUUCUUUCUCAAAGGUACGAUUAUGGUGAUCCAAUUUUCAAAACCUUAAGAACUUUUGUCGAUAAUGUGCUAUACGUAAGCCACCAAUGGACAAAUAUUGAUUUCUUACCGUUUUACGAAUAUCUCCCGUUUGAUAUUCCGAGGAGAUUCCGGCAAACAAAGCAAGUGCGUGACGAAUAUUUCGGGAAAUAUCUGGAGGAACAUCGAAAAACGUACAAAGAUGGGGUCGUGCGUGAUAUCGCUGAUGCUCUUCUUGCUGCUUAUGAAAAGGAGAAAGUGGACGGCAAAGGAAAAGAUAUUGGUACCAGCGAUGAUAUAAAAACAAUCAUGAUGGACUUCUUUAUUGCUUCCAGUGAUACAACUACUGCUACACUGAGCUGGUUGAUACUGUAUAUGGUCUUACAUCAGGAGGUAAUGCAUUCAUGUAUGUAAUCGUGUUUUCUGGCUGAAAACUAACUAGUAUACAUGUGGUCAUCUUGAAAACGAUAAAUAUUUACAUAAUUGCUUGAUCGACUUUUCGACUAGAUUUUAGUCAUCUUCAGCACUGAUAAUUUAGUAUUACAUUUCAUAAAUAUAUAUUAUAAACAUUCAAUUAUUUAUUAUUUAGAGUGCCCCUGUGACGAAAAAGAUCAUCUCUGCAAUUUAGACGAUAGCUUUAAACAUUACCUCGAAAUGAGCUAGCACGGCGUUUUUGGUUUUUCAAUAUCUUGUUUCGUUCUCUAGAUAUUCAGCUUUUUAAAACAUGCAAAUUUGGUCUAAAGUGACGUCAAUUACUCAAUACUAUUAAAUCAGAUAUAGAAAACGAUGAAUAUCUUUCUUCCUGACAAAAACAAUUCAUUCAAACUUUGUGCUAGUAUAGCGAAGAGUGUUUCAAAUCUCAAAAUUUGUAUUACGGCACUUUUCAAUGAAACCAUAAGCAACAAAUGCGUUUUGCUCGUAGAACAAAAACGAUUAUUUCUACACUGCUAGACAAGGUUUAAACUAAAGCAUACGACGGAACACUCGUACACACGAAAAAUUAAAGUUUAAGUCGUCAUUUGAAUGGUCGUAUUCUGCACAAAUGGGGCGGAAAACACAAUUAACAUUUUUUAGUGAAGUAGUUAUUUUUUGUAUUGUUUCCACGGAAACAAUGUAUGUACACAUUGAAAUGUGUAUGCACCACAUAGCUAUGCGCCUGUAUUCCAAAUGCUCACUCACACUCAAAGAGUGCAGGUUCUAUCUGAACUUCUCUUCAGUGUCAAUGCUGUUUUUGAAUAGCUAGAGGGUGAGUAGUCACAAAGAGAGGUACGAUACUAACCCUCCUGCUGUUCAAAAAUAUGUGACACUCAAGAGAAGCUCGGAUCGAACUUCCACUCAUUGAGUGUGAGUGUGAGUGAGCUUUUAGAAUACGGGCGAUAGUGCUGCAAAGAUUGAGUGAAUUUUACCCCUCACGAAGAAAGAUAUCCAUCGUUUUAUGAAUCUAAUUUAAUAUUCUGGAGUAAAUGACGUCACUUUUGACCUAAUGAGCAUGUUUUAAAAAGCUGAAUAUCUUCAGAACGAAAUAAGAUAUUGAAAAACCAAGGAGGCCGCGCUAGAUUACAGUAUUUCGAAGUAAUGUUUAAUUAUAACUAUAGGAUCUAAAUUGGGGAGAUGAAUUUUUCGUCACGGGGGCACAUUAAUUUUCUUUUAAUAAUGGUGUAUUAUAACUAAGUCAUCUUGUAUAGAUAUCCUCACUUUCAAUUUCGUCACUUUCAUAUACAAAUUGAAUUGAAAAAAUUUAUCGUUCUAUGAUGUUUUAUAGUUGAUAACAUUAGUCGGUGGUUCUCGCACUUGCAAACUAUCUAGUGGUUCAUAUUAACAAGUACACGAUUUAAUUAUAUAAUUUACUAUAAAGUACUGGUAGGAGUGCUCACGAUUGUUUUAUAUCUGAUAUAGGACAACUACAACUACUUUAAAAGACUUUUAAAAAUAAACGUUGUCUAAGGUGGGAAAUAUUAUGGCCAUUGGCCAUGUUAAUUUGCAUAAAAUCCCCGACAUAUAUAGCAGUGAUUUCCAUUCUCUUCUUUUUUAAAUUUAUAAUUUCCUUAAAGAGUUUUUUAUCUACUAUUAUCAUGUGUUAAUUUGUAAGAAAUAUUCUAAAAAUAUCCUGCUUACAUACAGCUGCCAAAGAAGAGUUACAGCCACAAUUGCUUGAACUAAUUGCAACAACAUUUCCAUUAUUUCUUCUUUGCUUUCAUUGCAAUGGUAUACAUGUCGCCCAAACUUUAAAAUUUGAUUAGGUACAGAGCAUAUUAUAUAAUUAGGUAUGCAUUUCUUUUCUUCAAAGCUGCGUUCCUGGUAAAAUCUUACAUUCCAUCCAAUCAUGUUUCACAGUGAUCUACGGCUGCUAAUUUGGUUUACUGCAUUUGAAUUUUAUUAUAAUUGCAUUAAAGGUUCAGAAAAGGGUUCAUGAAGAGUUAGAUAAUGUAGUUGGAAGACAUCGUACUCCGUCUUGGAAAGAAACAGAUAAUCUCCCAUUUCUACAAGCAACCAUUUGUGAAACAAUUCGCCAUGCAUCGCCAGUUCCAUUGCUAGGAAGAAAAACAUUGCGUGGAACUAAGAUUAAAGAAUUCAAGAUCCCUCAAGAUACAAAGAUUCUGCUAAAUAUGUGGCGAGUUAAUAAUGAUCCGGCGGAGUGGAAGAACCCCAUGGUCUUCGAUCCCGAUCGAUUUCUUGAUGAAAGUGGCAAUUUCCGUGGUUGGAACACCUCGACCAGUUUCUACCCGUUUGGUGCCGGCAUUCGUUCAUGUCUUGGCCAAUCACUGGCCAAGAUGAAUAUGCUCGUCGUUGGUUCCAAUAUUCUGCAUUAUUUUCAUUUUGAUGUUCCUAAUGGAGAGGAGAAACCAUGUUUGGAUUCUGAGCCUGGUGGUGUACGAUACCCAAAGGAUUUCUUACUUGUGGCAAGGAAACGAGAGUGAGUGAACGAGUGAUUUUAAACAUGAUUUGUAAUAGACCUUGUGGAUAAUGAUGUCACAAGUUUGAAGCCCGCAAGGAAUGCUUAAUGCAAAAAUUAAACAAUUCAAAAUGGCCUCUACAGAAAUUUUUCCGGGCGAUUACUACUAAGACCAGCAUUCCUCACGGGCAUCAAGCCUUGUGACGUCAUUAUGCAUAAGGUCUAUUGCGCCGGGUUGUUUCAUAGUUGCAUCUGUGACUCGUUGUUCAACUGUGCAGAGAACGUGAACCCAAAUAUCGUUGAGCUUAUAAAGGAAUAAAUUUUGGUUAAUAAUUAUAUGUAGCUUUUAAAAUGAAAUAAAUUGAAAUAGAGAGCA
Paramuricea clavata is the source of this 4568-nucleotide messenger RNA. Lineage: Eukaryota; Metazoa; Cnidaria; Anthozoa; Malacalcyonacea; Plexauridae. The record is from the annotation of a GenBank genome assembly.